AUGUCUGUAUCUGAGGACACAGAUAAGUUCGAGGAGUUGUUCAGAUUCUCCCGCAUGUGUCAAGGAGCUCCAGGAGACUUUGAGGAGUGGAAAUGUAUCAAGUAUGAAGGAGGACUCCGAAGUGACAUCUAUAGUUCAGUAAGCCCUAUGGAGAUCAGAACUUUCUCUGAGUUGGUUAAUAAAAGCAGAGUUGCCGAAGAGUGUGUGAAAAAGGCAGCUGCAGAAAGAGGAAGCCAGAGGGGAUCAUUCCUACUUAGCGGAGGGAAGAGUUUUUCUCCUAGAGGUCUGCCCUUCAAGCGGGGAGGUUUUGCGCCACAGAGGACUCAGGGUCAGAAUAAUUUCAGAAGGCCCAACAACAACAACAACAACAACAAUGCUUCGGGGAGAAGAUUUGGGACGCAUCCCUUGAAUGAGCAAGCUUGCACUAGGUGUGGGAGUUACCAUUCUGGUGCUCCGUGCAAGGCCUCUAUAGGGGCCGAGGGAUCCGAGACACUUAUCCGAGGUAAAUGUGAAAUAACGGGUCAAGUUUUAAAUGCCUUGUUUGAUUCUGGAGCAUCACAUUCGUUCAUUGCAUUUGAGAAGGCUACUGAGUUAGAGUUGAAGAUUAUAAUGUUAGGUUAUGACCUGAAGGUGUAUAAUGCCACCCAUGAAGCCAUGGUAACUAGGCUUGGAUGUCCGCAAGUUUCCUUUAGGGUCAAGCAGCGUGACUUUGUACACAAUCUAGUCUAUUUUCCGAUGGUAGGUCUUGAUCUUAUCUUGGGAUUGGACUGGUUGUCCAAGAACCACGUUCUACUCGACUGUUCUGCAAAAUCAUUGCAUUCUGGGGCUGAGUUUCAUGAAGCAUUUCCCGAUGACAUUGAGGAAUUUCCGCCUCAUCGAGAGGUUGAAUUUGCGAUCGAAUUGGUGCCGGGGACAGGGCCAAUCUUUAUUGCUCCUUAUAGGAUGUCACCACUAGAGAUGGCCGAGCUGAAAUCUCAACUCGAGGAUCUUCUGGUGAGAGAUGAGGACAUUCCUAAGACUGCUUUCAGGACUCGUUAUGGUCACUACGAGUACACUGUAAUGUCUUUCGGAUUGACAAAUGCUCCUGCAGUGUUUAUGGAUUAUAUGAACAGGAUCUUCCAUCUGUUUCUCGAUAAAUUCGUUGUUGUCUUCAUUGAUGACAUACUGGUUUAUUCCAAGACUGAAGAGGAUCAUGCGGAGCACUUAAGGACCGUGCUGUAG
Arachis ipaensis is the source of this 1221-nucleotide messenger RNA. The record is from RefSeq and is a predicted model, not a curated record. NCBI's taxonomy places the organism in Eukaryota, Viridiplantae, Streptophyta, Magnoliopsida, Fabales, Fabaceae.